Messenger RNA from Trypanosoma grayi, 1689 nucleotides. Its product is annotated as LYT1p. The record is from RefSeq and is a predicted model, not a curated record. Lineage: Eukaryota; Euglenozoa; Kinetoplastea; Trypanosomatida; Trypanosomatidae. Bases 1 to 1689 code for a protein of 562 amino acids. The transcript has a single exon.
AUGACUACAAAUACAGCGGCAAAAGAAGCUGGGAGCGCCAGGCCGGCGUGUCGCGGCGGUGCUGGCAGCAGUAGGUGCCGGACUUCCUCCAAGGACGGCUUCAGGCGGGGGGCGAACGCCCCAGCAGCUGCAAAAGUUGGAGCAGCUCAGUUGGGUCAUCCGCACCGGGGCGUGAAAGCGGCUCCGAGCGUCGGAGCUGCGGUUCACGAUGCCGAGGACCGGGCGGCGGUGGCUGUGUCAUUGUCUAACAACGUACCGCAUGUAGAAGCGGUGGCAAAUGAAAUUCAGCAGAAUGGCUUCGAGGUAGAAGAAGGGACGUUUGCCUGUGCUGGCACGGAUUUACCUCAAGCGGAAGAGGGUGAGCAACAGCAACAACAACAACAACAACAACAGCCACAACAGCGCUCGCAGCCAAGUGACCAGGGAGAACUAGUCAGCAGGGGUGUCGAGACUGGUCUGGUGCCUGGCGGCCCUGCAGAGCAUGUGCACUCUUUGGAGCAGAUGCUGCUGCACAUGGCCGCCCUGAACAGAGAACUGGAAUUAGAACUGAUAGAGACACGAAGGGAGCUGGUGGCGUGUAAGCAAGCCUCUCAGCAUCAACACGGGCAUCCCAUCGCCGCCGGUCCGCGACGGGGGAGUCACAAUGGUGUUGCCACCAGUUCCUUCUACCCGUCAAAUGAGGGAAGACGGGGCUAUUUGACUGGAAAACAACAACGCGGGAAGCAACAGCUUCCGUCAGACAACAGCAGCAUUAGAGGGUGGGAGACAACAAUAACCACGACAACACCAGCAGGAAUAGCAGCGGCGGCGGCAGCAGUGGCGCAUCGUCGUGGCGAAGAGGAUGCGCCCACGGGUGAAGAAAGCCAAUCACGCAGUGUAGACGAGGCCAGCUCGCCGGAGAGAUUCCUCACAACUCGCCAGCCUCGGGAUGCACAGCCGGGCAAGCAGCGUUACUCCAGAGGCGGUGGUGGUGGUGGCGGCGGCGGCGUUCCUCACCCGCACGGUCAAAAAAAGUCUCCGACCAGACGUGCUACUGCUGCUGCUGCUGCACCCUCAGCCGCACGCCGCCGUGACAUCUCUGCACGGCAGAAUAACCGCCCCCGUGGGCGCUCACAGCCCCGUGGAGCCCUCGAUGCGGAGGAAGUUCUGGAGCUUCUAGAGACACUUAAGCACUCACUCAUGUAUCGCUGCAACAACUCACAUCAGUACCCACCGGAGAGCGUGCGGAGGCCUGCUGCGGCACCUCGAAGGAGCGCGAGGUCCGUCCCGCCGCUACCACAGUCCCAACCCUUUCUGUCACCGUCGCCACGGCACAAGGGAACUGCUGCAGUUGGGGUUCAGCGUGGCCGGAAUGCUUCGGUAAGGGAAAGAACCUCCGAGGUUGCCUUGGGUUCUGGUGCCGCGCGGAGGGGGAGCAGCAGAAACGCAAGGACAACCACGUUAACUGCUGCUGGUGGUGUUUCUGCUCCUGCACCGCGUGGUAGGUCGACGCGAGGGCGGGGUGUCCAUGCACCGUGUUUGGCCCCCAACACACCCAGCGGGAAGACUGAUGCAGAACGGCGGGAGACGCCAGCGCCACAUACUGCAGUUACUGCAGGUAGUGAUGAGUUGGAGGCACUCCAGCGGCGGUACUGGAAGCAGUCGCGUGAUAUUUUGGAGCAGCUUGAUCACAUGCUGGCGGAUGAGUAA